AUGUCUUCUUCCUCUGACAAUCGCUUGACUGCCCUCACACCAGACAACCACCAGCCGUGGCUCUGGUUUACACAUGUCUUUACAGUAGUGUUUGUCACACUUGCAGCCAUCGUGAGAGUGAGCGUCAAGCGGACGCAGGCUGGCAUAGGCGAUGGUGUUCUACUGCUUGCGCAUCUCCUCUACAUCGUCUACUGGACCAUCAUACUCUUCUCGCUGCUCAACUCGGUGGGAAAAUCUGAAAGAGUGACCAGCGACGAUGAGGAAAUCAACGCAUCAAAGCCGGCUCGCUGGAUCGUCUUCACGCUCUUCGAAGCCAUCCUCGAAUUCGUGCCUGUCCUCCAGGUAGCAACGGCCAUCUCGAUUGUCCAGGUCGACAAUGAAGACAAAGAUCUGGGUUGUGACCAUCUUUUCCUUCAGACUGAUGUACUCUGGAUCCCCGCCUGGAUGCACCUCUCCGCCUACCUCACCUUCCUGCACUCCGGCCGCCCCAACAUCGACAUAGUCCCCACGCUCGUGGGCGAAGAGCUCUGGGUAGCCUUCGCCCUCGUCUCCGCCUCCGUCCCCGUGCUCAUGCGCGUCGCCAACAAAUUCACAACCACGGGCGUGGCGCUGGGCGCAACGAUCAUGUCGCGGUCAAGGGAGACGCCCGUCGAGAGCUUCAAGAUGAAGAGCACUUCAUCCGGGAAGUUGAACUCGCUAUCUGGAAAGAUUGGGCUGAAGAGCAAGGACGAGCCCGUCUGCACGACGUGUGUGGCGGCCAGGAGGGGCGAGGCGGCGAGUAUUGGGAGUACGGCGGGGAGCCAGGUGGGGAUUUUGAAGGAGGUGCAGUUUGAUGUGCUCGAGCAGCGUGUGCAGGAGAAGCCGGGCGUGUAA
Messenger RNA from Coniosporium apollinis CBS 100218, 873 nucleotides. RefSeq lists its product as uncharacterized. NCBI's taxonomy places the organism in Eukaryota, Fungi, Ascomycota, Dothideomycetes. The record is from RefSeq and is a predicted model, not a curated record. The coding region runs from base 1 to 873 and encodes 290 amino acids. The transcript has 4 exons.